UGACAUAUGUGUAAUGCGAUAUUUAGCGGUCACCAUUUAUUACUCAACUAUAAACAUAAUUAUUUGCUUACUCGACGUUGUACUUGCAAACAACAUUUCAUCUACAAAACCAACCAGCGCAUGCAGUGCGUAAUUUUAGUCCCAUUUUAGUCAAUUACGAAUUUCAAAUUACUCUAAACCCUCAUCGUGUCCUAUUUAUUAUCUUGCGUUUGCUAUCUACAGAAGUGUAAAUAGAUACCGUACCUAGUGGAAUCUUAUGAAAAAGUAACUGUAGUACAAACGUUUACACGGAUACGUGCACACGAACAGGCAAGGUCGGAGAAAGCGGCCGAAGUGAGAAAGUUCUAACUUCGGAAAGUGUUCCGGGUAGUAAACACGUCAGGGGGCAAAGGAACAAUUAUCCAAAAGAAUUUGAUAAUCAUAAUUUGACGAUUCAGUGAAUCGGCGUCCGGCUACGAAUGAAAACAGCUGCGGUAUCGCAGCCGAGUAAAGGCCCAAACAUGUUUCUCUUAUUCGGUUCAAUUUUUAUCUUCGCCGCCGGUGUUGCAGCUUAUUUCAAACCGAAGAAAAGCCUGUCUCACAUCACCACUGAGAUACUAUACGAAUUCAAGUACAACGCGCUUGGGAUGAAGGCCCUUGUGGCAGAUUUUCUUGAGUCCAAACGCAACAGACUCGACCUACCCAAAAAGGCGGGAAAAGUUGCUAUCGUUACAGGUGGAUCUCGAGGAAUCGGUGUUGCAGUUGUUAAAAUGCUGCUCCAGUGUGACAUGGAAGUAAUAAUUGCGUGCAGAACGCCUGCAGCUGCCGACAGAGUUGUCAGAUCACUAAGAGAAUCAGGGGUGACCGGAGGAUCGACAAAAGUGUAUCAAUUGGAUAACAACAGCCUUGAAUCUGUGAGGAGAUUUGCCGAAUCCGUUAAGGUGGAGUACCGAAAAAUUGACGUUCUCGUGAACAAUGCUGGCGUCAUGUUUACUCCUUAUUCUGAAACUAAGGAAGGUUUCGAACAGCAAUGGGGUGUUAAUUACCUCUCUCAUUUUUUGUUGACUUCGCUGCUUCUGCCGUUGCUAAAAGCUGCUGGAUCGCAGAACGAGUCGGCUAGAAUCGUUAACGUCUCUUCAUGCGCUCAUCUCGUUGGCACAAUAAAUUUUGACGAUAUUAAUUUCAAAAAAUCUUUUAUCACAUCAGCUGCGUACGCUCAGAGCAAAUUGGCUCAAGUAAUGUUCACGAGAUCCAUCCAAGACCUGCUGGUCAAGGAGCGUAUUUGCGUUGAAGCUUACUCUGUUCAUCCUGGAAUAGUGAAUACGGAUCUCUUUAAUAAUACAGCGCUGAAAAAGCAUGCCCAAUGGAUAAUCAACUUGUUCUUCAAGAAUCCGACACAAGGGGCUACUCCAAUUGUUUAUGCUGCUGUGAGUAAUGAGAUCGCAGGAAAAGGUGGAAUGUACAUCAGUAACUGUGGCGAAAGUCCAGUUAAUGACAAAGUUGAGGAUCCAGAGAUUCGUCAACGACUGUUCAAUUUGUCACUUGAACAAACUGGAUUACAAAGUUUUAUCUAAAAUUAUGUUGCUUCUGAUAUUACGUUCUAUAACAGCGGCCUUAACAUGGUACAAAACGACAUCGUGAGUCAGUUUGACAAAUUAAAGAACUAGAUAAUUACAUUCUGUAGCCAGAAUAUAAGUAUUAACUUGAAAACAUACUCAUGUACAUAGCUGUCUGACUAAAACGUAAGUAUUACAAUAUUCAUGUACUUAAAACGAGUUGGAAGGUCUGGCGUUGAAAAGGGUAAAAAUCUUUAUUUGUUGAAUUAUUUUACGAACCUCGAACAAAGAAGAAAACUCGGAUGUGUUCAGUUGAGAGAUUUUAUUUGGUUACAAAGAAUAUCAAGUGUAUGAAGACUGGACAAAAAUAUACAUCAUGUAUUCAUAGUUUUACAGAGAAAAAUGUGAAAUGUUCUUAGAAUAAAUAAUUAUUUCUCGACUUCCAAAUAUCUUUUGAGAUUAUAUUUGUAAGUUGUUACCUAUUUAUUUUUAUGAUACAGUGUUAUACAUGUCACUUGAAAUAGAGUAAACUUCAUUAUUGCGUCAAGAAAUCAAAUUAUACGUAAUUUUUUUUUUUUUUAAUUGUAAGUGUACGUAUUUUUUCAAUUGAUUUUAAUUAAUUUGUUGAUAGAUUUACACAAUCUUAGAUAAUGUAGUCUGAGUACCCAAAUAAUAUAGAAAUAAUGAAUCAACGGAUAACCGAAUGACGAGUUUUAAUCAAUCCAAUAAUCCUAAGUGAAAUUUCGAAUGUAAUGAGAAUAGCCCGCAAACCCAGCCAACACAAAAUGGGGGUGCUUAAUAUGGAGAUAUAGAUAUUUAUUUGAAUAUAAAUUGUAACACUAUCACGGUAGGUUGAUUUUAAUUUUUAUUAAAUAAAUUACAAGAUAUUGGUCAA
This is a messenger RNA of Neodiprion virginianus, 2430 nucleotides long. Its product is annotated as dehydrogenase/reductase SDR family member on chromosome X-like. The record is from RefSeq and is a predicted model, not a curated record. The transcript is spliced from 6 exons. Bases 459 to 1553 code for a protein of 364 amino acids. NCBI's taxonomy places the organism in Eukaryota, Metazoa, Arthropoda, Insecta, Hymenoptera, Diprionidae.